CUGCUUGUGCACUGAAGUGCUUGAAUUUUGUUGUCCUGUAAUUCUAAGGGAAGACUGGCAAUGAAGAGAACCUAUGAAGGGAACAUCUCCAGGGAAAGCAGAAACAGGAUUCCAGCAACCAUGUCGAAGCACCACGAUGCAGGGACCGCUUUCAUCCAAACCCAGCAGCUGCAUGCUGCCAUGGCAGACACUUUCCUGGAGCACAUGUGUCGCUUGGACAUUGACUCUGAGCCGACCACCGCAAGAAACACCGGCAUCAUCUGCACCAUUGGCCCAGCCUCCCGCACAGUGGAGAAGCUGAAGGAAAUGAUUAAAUCUGGAAUGAAUGUUGCCCGCCUCAACUUCUCCCAUGGCACCCAUGAGUAUCAUGAGGGCACAAUCAAGAACGUGCGAGAGGCUACAGAGAGCUUUGCCUCCGACCCAAUCACCUACAGACCUGUGGCUAUUGCACUGGAUACAAAGGGACCUGAAAUCCGAACUGGACUCAUCAAGGGAAGUGGCACAGCAGAGGUGGAGCUCAAGAAGGGCGCAACUCUCAAAGUAACCCUGGAUGAUGCCUUCAUGGAGAAGUGUGAUGAGCACGUGCUGUGGCUGGACUACAAGAACCUCAUCAAAGUCGUGGAUGUUGGCAGCAAAAUCUACGUGGAUGAUGGUCUGAUUUCCCUGCUGGUUAAGGAGAAAGGCAAGGACCACGUCGUAACGGAGGUCGAGAACGGCGGCAUGCUUGGCAGCAAGAAGGGAGUGAACCUGCCCGGUGCUGCCGUGGACCUGCCCGCUGUCUCCGAAAAGGACAUUCAGGACCUAAAGUUUGGCGUGGAGCAGAAUGUAGAUAUGGUGUUUGCUUCCUUCAUCCGCAAGGCUGCUGAUGUCCAUGCUGUCAGGAAGGUGCUAGGGGAAAAGGGAAAGCAUAUCAAGAUCAUCAGCAAGAUUGAGAACCACGAGGGUGUGCGCAGGUUUGAUGAGAUCAUGGAGGCCAGCGAUGGCAUCAUGGUGGCUCGUGGUGACCUGGGAAUUGAAAUCCCUGCUGAAAAAGUCUUCCUUGCCCAGAAGAUGAUGAUUGGGCGCUGCAACAGGGCUGGCAAACCCAUCAUUUGUGCCACUCAGAUGCUGGAGAGCAUGAUCAAGAAGCCUCGGCCAACUCGUGCCGAGGGCAGCGACGUUGCUAACGCUGUCCUGGAUGGAGCCGACUGCAUCAUGCUCUCCGGAGAGACGGCCAAGGGCGACUACCCGCUGGAGGCCGUGCGCAUGCAGCACGCUAUCGCUCGUGAGGCGGAGGCCGCAAUGUAUCAUCGCCAGCUCUUCGAAGAAAUUUUCCGCCUCACUGUUCACAACAGGGACCCUGCUGAUGCCAUGGCCGUAGGCGCAGUGGAGGCCUCUUUUAAGUGCUUAGCUGGAGCUCUGAUAGUUCUGACUGAGCACGGCAGGUCGGCACACCUGGUGUCCCGGUACCGCCCGCGGGCUCCCAUCAUCGCCGUGACCCGCUGCGGGCAGACAGCGCGCCAGGCCCACCUCUACCGGGGCGUCUUCCCCGUGCUGUGCAAAGAGCCGGCCCAUGACGCGUGGGCGGAGGACGUGGAUCUGCGUGUGAACCUGGGCAUGAACGUCGGUAAAGCCCGUGGAUUCUUCAAGAGCGGCGACUUGGUUGUCGUCCUCACCGGCUGGCGCCCUGGCUCUGGCUACACCAACACCAUGCGUGUGGUGCCGGUGCCCUAAGCGACCGACCCACGUAGCGACCUGUUCUGCCCCCUCCUCCACUCCCCUCCCCUUGCAUUAGACCAGCAAUUGCUUGCAACGUUCUCCUUGUCUGUAGAGUGGAUUUAGGUUGCUAAACACCACCGAGAGCAGCAGCAGGGGAAAAGACCUUAAAUCACUAAAAAUACUUGAAGUGUUUAGUUUUUU
Molecule: messenger RNA, 1899 nt
Organism: Tinamus guttatus (white-throated tinamou)
Lineage: Eukaryota; Metazoa; Chordata; Aves; Tinamiformes; Tinamidae
Gene: PKM
Product: pyruvate kinase M1/2
Biological process (GO): glycolytic process
Molecular function (GO): pyruvate kinase activity; magnesium ion binding; potassium ion binding
Source: RefSeq, a predicted model, not a curated record